AUCAAGAAAUAAGAUCUAAACCAAAAGAAAGAAAGAAAAAAAAAAGUAUGGGAAGGUCACCGUGUUGUGAGAAAGCUCACACAAACAAAGGAGCAUGGACGAAAGAAGAGGAUGAGAGGCUUAUAGCUUACAUUAAAGCUCAUGGAGAAGGCUGCUGGAGAUCUCUCCCCAAAGCCGCCGGACUUCUUCGGUGUGGCAAAAGCUGCCGUCUCCGGUGGAUCAACUAUCUCCGGCCUGACCUUAAGCGUGGAAACUUCACCGAGGAAGAAGACGAGCUCAUCAUCAAGCUCCAUAGCCUUCUUGGCAACAAAUGGUCGCUUAUUGCCGGGAGAUUGCCGGGAAGAACAGAUAACGAGAUUAAGAACUACUGGAACACACAUAUACGAAGAAAGCUUAUAAACAGAGGGAUUGAUCCAACGACUCAUAGACCAAUCCAAGAAUCAUCAGCUUCUCAAGAUUCUAAACCUACACAACUAGAACCAGUUACGAGUAACACCAUUAAUAUCUCCUUCACUUCUACUCCAAAGGUUGAAACGUUCCAUGAGAGUAUAAGUUUUCCUGGAAAAUCAGAGAAAAUCUCAAUGCUUACGUUCAAAGAGGAAAAAGACGAGUGCCCAGUUGAAGAAAAGUUCCCAGAUUUGAAUCUUGAGCUCAGAAUCAGUCUUCCUGAUGAUGUUGAUCGUCGUCAAGGCUUGGUGGGACACGGAAAGUCAACAACGCCUCGUUGUUUUAAGUGCAGCUUAGGGAUGAUAAACGGCAUGGAGUGCAGAUGCGGAAGAAUGAGAUGCGAUGUAGUUGGCGGUAGCAGCAAGGGGAGUGACUUGAGCAAGGGAUUUGAUUUUUUAGGGUUGGCAAAGAAAGAGACCACUUCUCUUUUGGGGUUUCGAAGCUUGGAGAUGAAAUAAUUAAUAUUGUCAAAUUUAGGCGUAACUGUACAAAACUUUUGCCUAGAUAAUUUCAAAGUAAAUCUUCUUCAACUUG
This is a messenger RNA of Arabidopsis arenosa, 981 nucleotides long. NCBI's taxonomy places the organism in Eukaryota, Viridiplantae, Streptophyta, Magnoliopsida, Brassicales, Brassicaceae. The record is from the annotation of a GenBank genome assembly.